AUGACAGAAGAUAACUUUACCGCCUUACUCAGCCAGCGUGUGAAACGGGUCUCGAGUAAAGAUAAACGAGCUUGGAACCAGGACAUUUUCGGCAAUCUACGCUUUGAGUUCUGUAUUUAUUGUCGAAGUCGAGACCCCCAACCUACGAUACAUCGUGCUACAGUAGCCGUCCAGCAAUACCAGCAGGAUAACAACAUUUCAUUGGGGCCAAUUACAAGGAACCAUGUCACCACUGCACAUGCUCGUCAGCCUGAUGAGACGCCAUUCGCGCUACCUGGUGAUAACACUACGAGACAGGCCAUGGCUCUUGACGCUUCCAUGGCUGCACUUAACGCCGAGUCUACCGCUGACCGAGACAAAGUGGCAACUAUCCGGCUACAGAUAAAUUGCAAUUGGACUGAUUUUCAAGUGGACGUGCGAUCGCUUCGAGCCGCAGUAGGCUUGCCCGCUCACGACAUCUUUACUCAAGGUAUUUACCACGAUUUCGUUCCUGUUGAGCCGCCCGAAACGGACAUGAAUGACGAUGAUCAUCGCGAAGAGAUCACAAGCCAGGUUGUGUAG
Phytophthora sojae is the source of this 561-nucleotide messenger RNA. RefSeq lists its product as hypothetical. The coding region runs from base 1 to 561 and encodes 186 amino acids. The transcript has a single exon. The record is from RefSeq and is a predicted model, not a curated record. Lineage: Eukaryota; Oomycota; Peronosporomycetes; Peronosporales; Peronosporaceae.